This is a messenger RNA of Pseudocercospora fijiensis CIRAD86, 762 nucleotides long. RefSeq lists its product as uncharacterized. The record is from RefSeq and is a predicted model, not a curated record. The coding region runs from base 1 to 762 and encodes 253 amino acids. Gene Ontology annotation, molecular function: oxidoreductase activity. The transcript has 3 exons. NCBI's taxonomy places the organism in Eukaryota, Fungi, Ascomycota, Dothideomycetes, Mycosphaerellales, Mycosphaerellaceae.
AUGGGCCGAGACAACGAUUUCGAAGGGAAAGUUAUUGCCAUAACUGGUGGAGCUUCUGGAAUUGGACUGUCUACUGCACAAAUCCUCCUCUCCAGAGGCGCCAGAGUUGCAAUCGGCGAUGUCGACGAUGCAGCAAUUGAGAGCGCGACCAAGUCACUUCAGCCUGCUGACAGGGUCCUGAUCACCAAAGUCGAUGUUUCGAAUCGUGGCAAUGUGGACUCAUGGAUCAAAGCUGUUGUUGAGAAAUUCGGCAAGCUGUCUGGAGCCGCCAAUUGUGCGGGUGUAAUUGGAAAGCACCAUGGCACGAGAAAGGUCGAGGAGUUGGAAGAUGACCAGUGGGAUCUGAUCAUGGCUGUCAAUCUUACAGGUAUGAUGUACUGCAUGAGAGCACAGCUUCAAAACAUGCCAGGGCCUGGUAGUGUUGUCUGUGUCAGUUCUGUUCAAGGCACAUUGGGAUUCGCGAAACAUGCUGCAUACGCCGCAAGCAAGCACGGGAUUCUAGGUCUCGUUCGAAGUGCAGCGAAAGAAGUGGGCGAGCGGAAUAUCAGAGUCAACGCUGUGACGCCAGGAUCCAUUCAAACGCCGCUCAUGGACAAGCGCAAUGCUCUUGAAGGUGUAGAUCCGAACGACCACGCAGUCACGCCAAUCAAUAGGAUGGCGCAGCCAAGUGAGGUAGGCAAUCUCAUUGCCUGGCUUUUGAGUGAUGAGGCGACGUUCGUGAGCGGCGCUACGUAUGCUGUGGACGGUGGUUGGGCUUGUUGA